This is a messenger RNA of Rhinocladiella mackenziei CBS 650.93, 1845 nucleotides long. RefSeq lists its product as uncharacterized. Gene Ontology annotation, biological process: protein N-linked glycosylation. The transcript is spliced from 2 exons. Gene Ontology annotation, cellular component: endoplasmic reticulum membrane. Gene Ontology annotation, molecular function: alpha-1,2-mannosyltransferase activity. The record is from RefSeq and is a predicted model, not a curated record. Lineage: Eukaryota; Fungi; Ascomycota; Eurotiomycetes; Chaetothyriales; Herpotrichiellaceae. Bases 1 to 1845 code for a protein of 614 amino acids.
AUGGAUCCAAGCCUGGAGGACUUCAAGCUGCGGAAAGAUCCUAUCAAGAUGCCCAAAGGGGCCAAAGUUGAGAUACUGCCCCGAUCAGCACCGGCAAGGUUCUACCUUCCCUUGAAUAUAGCCUUCUACCUAUGCUUCGCGUCGCAUCUUCUAGCAGCUCUUUAUGCUCCAAUACAGGAUUGCGAUGAGACCUUCAACUAUUGGGAACCUCUGCACUACCUUACCCACGGCUACGGACUUCAAACAUGGGAGUAUUCUCCAGAAUUUAGUAUUCGAAGCUGGGCAUACAUCGCUAUCCAUGCCCUCCCGGUCAAACUUGCCAAAAUGUUGGGGCAAUCAAAGAUGUUCGAAUUUUACGCUUUGCGGGUCUUGUUGGCCUUUAUUUGUGCGGCCACUGAGAUUCGUCUAUAUUCGGCCAUAUCGCGAUGCCUCAAUCCAAGGAUUGGAGUCAUUUAUCUCAUGAUCGUUGCCUUCAGUCCUGGUGUUUUUGGUGCUUCGUCUGCAUUCCUGCCAUCCAGUUUCGCCAUGUACACAUCCGCUCUCGGAAUGGCAUCUUUCAUGGACCGGCGCGGUGGUUCCAAAACAACAACUGGCAUCAUGUGGUUCGGGAUCGGUGCCCUGCUAGGCUGGCCGUUUUCGGGAGCCCUCAUUAUUCCGUUCGUCGUCGAAGACGGGAUGAUUGCAUCGGUGGGCCAAGGCGAUCUCUUCGAAACAUUCCGACGAUACCUUGAUGGUUUUGUACGCUGCUUGAUCGUUCUGGCAUUACAAGUCAGCCUCGAUAGCUUUUUCUACCAUAAGUUCACUCUUGUCCCCUGGCGUAUUGUGGCCUACAACGUUUUCGGUGGCAAGGAUCGUGGUCCAGACAUAUUUGGAACAGAACCUUGGGAUUAUUAUGCUCGGAAUUUGCUUCUCAACUUCAAUCUGUGGUUUGUUCUGGCGGUCAUCUCGGGGCCUCUCUUCCUCUUCCAGUCAGUCAUCUUGGGACGGCACACCACGAAUCUCAGGACCCUUACAGUCCUCUUGCCAUUCUACUUAUGGCUCGCUAUUUUCACCGUUCAGCCUCACAAGGAGGAGAGGUUCAUGUUCCCUGUCUAUCCUUUCCUUGCCUUGAACGCCGCCAUUGCUUUUCAUUCGGUUUUGGUCUGGAUUGGUUCGACGGAUUCGAUCGUUUUGGGUAGAGUUCCGGCUAAGAUCAAGCUGGCGGCCACUUUGCCAGUGGCAUUCCUUGCCAUAAAUAUUGGCUUGCUGCGUAUCUUUGGGACGGUUACCGCAUAUCGGGCACCACUCCAAAUAUAUGAGGCUCUUGAAGUCUCCAAUUCCACCCCGAGCGUGGAUACGGUUUGUUUUGGCAAGGAUUGGUAUCGCUUUCCUUCGUCAUAUUUCCUCCCCAACAACAUCCAUGCCAAAUUUGUCAAGAGCGCGUUUGAUGGUCUACUUCCGGGUGAAUUUCUAGAGGCAAAGACGAGGUUUGACUUCUUUCCCGGCACGCGGUCGGUGCCUUCCGGAAUGAAUGACCGAAAUCAAGAAGACCCAGGGAAAUACAUCGACAUCAACCACUGCACGUACCUAGUCGAUUCGUACAUGCGCGGCAUGGAAGCGACCGAACAUGAACCACUCUAUGUUCUGGAUGACAAGUGGGAGAAAAUCUCUUGCGCCCCAUUCCUGGAUUCUGCAGAAACUGGGUGGGUCUCCAGGACAAUUUGGAUCCCUGACCUUCCGUUCAUUCCUCCAAAAUACCGUCGAAAUUGGGGAGAACAUUGUCUUUUACGCCGGAGUCAGGCCUGGGACAAAAUAUCAGGAGACGUGAACUUACCAGGCCAACACGAGGACGAUGGAAGGUUGUAA